AUGAAGUUGUCCAUGUUCGCCGUCGCCGCUCUGCCGGCUCUUGCUCUCGCCCAGUCCACCACCACUGAGACGUCGACGACCAUCCUGACCAAGACUGUCACUCUCAAGAAGGUCCACACUGUCACUUCUAUUUCCACCACCGCUGCUCACAACACCACCACUGCCGCUGCUACUACCUCAGCCAGCCAUCAGUCUGUCGGCACUGCUGUCAGCUCGACUGCUUUCCACCCUACAACUGUUGCCACUUCUGGCGCCCCCAUCGCUACCGUUACCAAGGGCCCCCAGAACGCUGGCGUUGCUCUUGAGGCCAGCAAGAUCGCUAUGGCUGGUGUUGCCGGCAUGAUCAUGGUCGCUUUGAUGUAA
Messenger RNA from Trichoderma aggressivum f. europaeum, 363 nucleotides. RefSeq lists its product as uncharacterized. Bases 1 to 363 code for a protein of 120 amino acids. The record is from RefSeq and is a predicted model, not a curated record. The transcript has a single exon. Lineage: Eukaryota; Fungi; Ascomycota; Sordariomycetes; Hypocreales; Hypocreaceae.